This is a messenger RNA of Aspergillus caelatus, 1038 nucleotides long. RefSeq names its product 50S ribosomal protein L30e-like protein. The coding region runs from base 87 to 782 and encodes 231 amino acids. The transcript is spliced from 2 exons. Gene Ontology annotation, cellular component: box H/ACA snoRNP complex. Gene Ontology annotation, biological process: snRNA pseudouridine synthesis; ribosome biogenesis; rRNA pseudouridine synthesis. The record is from RefSeq and is a predicted model, not a curated record. Gene Ontology annotation, molecular function: box H/ACA snoRNA binding. NCBI's taxonomy places the organism in Eukaryota, Fungi, Ascomycota, Eurotiomycetes, Eurotiales, Aspergillaceae.
CUACUCCCCACGCCCACCGUCCUCCGAUUGCCGCCCUUUUCCCUCCUCGUUUUGUUCGAUUCCCCCGGGUGAUACCAGACUUAAAAAUGGCCAAGGACAAGGUUGAGAAGAAGGACAAGCGCGAGAAGAAGGAAAAGCGCUCGGAGAAGGAGGGUGUCCACAAAAGCAAGAAGGACAAGAAGGAGAAGAAGGAUAAGACCGCUCUCGCCGAUGCGGUUGAGCAAGAGCUUACGACUAAGGUUUUGGAUGGAAUUGACAAUGCUGUCGCUGUGGAAGCCACUGCCGAUGUCGAGACUGAGGUGAUGGAUGUCGAUGUCCGCCCUGUUGGCGCCCUCGUGCCAUUUGCCCAGCCUCUGGUGGAAGACAAGUCGGCAAAGAAGGUGUUGAAGAGUGUGAAGAAGGCUGCCGUGAACAAGUGCCUCAAGCGCGGUGUGAAGGAAGUUGUCAAGGCUCUCCGGAAAUCUCCCGUUCCCGCACCUAACGCCCCGACCGGCACUCCCAAUGGAGUUGUGGUCCUUGCUGCCGACAUCUCCCCAAUGGAUGUCCUUUCGCAUAUUCCCGUCCUCUGUGAGGACCAUGGCAUUCCCUACGUUUUCGUCACAUCUCGAGCUGAGCUCGGUAACUCUGCCGCAACAAAGCGUCCCACCAGUGUCACCAUGGUUGUUCCCAAGUCGGCCGCAAAGGGAAAGAAGAGUGAAUCAGCAGAUGAUGAGGACUUUAGCAGUGUGUACGAUGAGCUGGUCAAGCUCGUUCAGAAGGAGGCCAAGAAGGUUAACCUUUAAAAUCUGAGCGACUUUGACCUUCGUUAUGUGUUUUUGUUAUUCUAAUUAUAAGGCUUCUUUAUCUGUUCUUGUCGCUUGCUAUGGCUGUACAGUUCCACUUUGAUGUCUGACAAGACAGUGCAUGUCUUCGGGGUCUGGCCUUUGGGACGUGUUCAUUGGGUUGAUCUUUUAUGAUGUGUCCGUUGCAAAUCUGGCGUUCUCAAAUCGGUGUACGAAAAAAGGCAGGAAAUCUGGAAAUAGAAAUUUUUCUAUUCAA